This is a messenger RNA of Motacilla alba alba, 3164 nucleotides long. RefSeq names its product collagen alpha-1(I) chain-like. The transcript has 9 exons. The record is from RefSeq and is a predicted model, not a curated record. Lineage: Eukaryota; Metazoa; Chordata; Aves; Passeriformes; Motacillidae. The coding region runs from base 245 to 2194 and encodes 649 amino acids.
AAUUCCUCCCUGGGAAGAGUUGAAAGCAUCCCUGCCCCAUCCUGGAGGCUGCCAGCCCUCCCUGGCACUGCCCCCCCGGCCAGGCUGUGCCGACCCUGGGAGCAUCAAGGUCAACAAUGACCUGGUUUAAAAUGAAAAUAAGGAUGAUAUUGUGGCUUCUCCUGCUGGAGGCAGUUGCGGAUCUUGGGGGAGAGGGUGGGAUGUGUUUGGUGUCGGUGCUUUGGUGCGCCCCGAGUGCCCCCUGAUGAGAACAGGCAUUGCCAGCCCCUCCCAUGUGGCUCAGACCCAGCAGGAUGGGAUGGCUCCUUCCCACUGGAGUGAGCUCAUGGCUCUGCUGUGCCCCACAGAGCUGGCAGGACGUCGUGCCGGGUGUGCCCGGGGUGGCAGCCCUGUCCCACGGGAGGAGGAGCGCUCCUGGGCUCAGCUCCCGGGCUCCCGGCCCCGCCCGGGCCGCUGCAGCAGCUCCAGCUCCGUCCGCACCGAGGACUUCGCUGCCAGCUUUUGGGAGGCAAUGGUGGAGCCGCUGCUGUGCCAGCAGGAGCCUGCUGGGGCUGUCCCCACGGCAGGAGCUCAUCCUGGGCAGGACGAGCCCUUGUUCCCCACAGGGAGAAGCCUGGGCACGGCCACGGAGCCGGGCAGAGCCCCCCGGCAGGACAGGUCUCCAUCUCGGAGCAGCCUGGAGUCCCUGGGAGCGAGGAUCUCCUGCCUGAGCCAGAGCCAUGGGGGGGUGGCCUGGGGGGUCCCCUGGCCGGGCCCCCCUGCCCAGCCAGCCCUGGGCCACAGGGACUGGCCUGGGCGCUCCUGGAGAGCUGCAGGGAUCGCUGCUGGCAGGAGCAGGGCUGGGGCAAGGACAGGCUCUCCUGGCAGCAGUGCUCCCAGGGCCAGCAGGGCCACAACCAGGGGACAUCCCUCCCUGGGGCCACCAGCUCUCUGGGGACGUGCAGGGAAUGUCACCUUCACUGUGGCUGCCACGGACAGGGAAGGAGCCGCCAGCAGCAGGAGUGCUGGCACAGCCGUGGGAGCCCCCGGGCGAUGGGGGUCACCUGAGUCCCCAGGGCUGCGCGGGGACCAGAAAGGGGAAUUGCCCUGCAAGUGCUGGAUGCCAGGGGGUGGCGGGGCAGCCACUGCACUGGUCCCUGUGGAGGAGCCAGGAGGGGACACAAGAGCUGGGAUCUGGUGCCAAGCCCUGCAGCCAAGGGGACAGAGCCAGGACUGGCCUGGCACUGCUGGGACACACCCGGGACACCCAUCACUGGUGCCACACGGACCUGCAGAGGAUGGUGAGUCUUGGCAGGGGCAGGGAGCCCAUGUGGGCCAGAAGCAGCUGGACAAGGAGAGAAGGAAAACAGCAACUUCACAAGAAGAGAAACUGGAGCUGCUGGAGAGGCUGCGGGAGCUGGAGCGGGGCAGCUGCUCCCUGCUGCGGCAGCGGCUGCGGGUGCUGCACCGGCUGCACGGGCUGCUCCAGAGGGACCGCAACGAGACCCUGCGGCAGCUGCGGGAGGCGCUGGGGCAGGAGCGGCCCGGCUGCAGCGUCCGGCGGGAGCAUCUUCCGAGCCGCCCGCGGGACGCGGCGGGGCCGGGGCGGGCCGGGGGCUCCCCGGCCCUGGAGAGCCCCCCGGUGGCCCCGCGGGGACACGGCCCCCGCCCCGGCAGUGCCGUGGGAUCGGGCCCCUCGCCGGCAGCCCUCGGGUGCGUGCCGGGAGCUGCCCAGGGGGACAGGGGCGUCCCACUCGUGCGACCCUGUCCCUGCAGCUCAUCCCUGCCCUCCCCCAGCCGCGCUCUCCACGUCCUGCGGGGGCUCCGGCAGCAAAUCCAGCGGCGCCUCGGGCAGUGGCAGAAGCUGGAGGGAGCCCUGGGAGCCGCUGGACAGAGGAAGGAGGAGGGUGAGCAGAGGCAGCAGCCACAGAAGGCUCCAGCUCCAGGAGCCCCGAGGGAGCCCCUGAUCCAGAGACGGAGGGAACGCGCCCAUCCUGCCUCCUCCCCGUCCCUGAGCUCCCUCCCUGGGCUCGCCCAGCCCGGCCGGGGCUCCCCGGGGCUCCUGCAGCCCCUCCGGCACCGCUUCCAGGAGCUGCGGCUGGAGAAGACACCGAGCACGGGGAGCCCCCCUGUCCUGGGGGGACAACUGGGCACCAGGGGCAGCGAGGGACAGCCCGGGCCGGGGGCUCCUGCCGUGCCCCAGCCCCGCCGCUGACCCCAGGGCAGCCAGAGGGGCAGAGCUCCAGCGCGGAGCACAGUUCCUGCUGGGAACAGCCCUGAGUGGGGCUGUGGCCUCAGGCAGGGCCCACCACCAUCAACCCAUGCCUCCCAGGGCCGUUUGCCGAUCCUGGGGGAAUCAGGAGGGAUGGCCAUGGAAUCCCAGGAAGCCUCUGCGGAGGCUGCCUGGAUCAGGCUCGGGGCUCCCACAUCCUCUUCCCACCCUGCAGCUCCUCCUCUGCUCCCAUCUCCCACUCUGGGAUAGAGCAGGGACAGGCUGGAGGUGACAUUUCCUUUUCUGCUCCACCACGAGGACACCAGUUGGAUAUUUCAGAAAAACUCCAAGCAGAAAAGGAGGUGAAACAUUGACCCAGGCUGCCCAGGGCAGUGGUGGAAUCACCAUCCUGGAAGUGCCCAAAAAAUGGGUCCAUGUGGCACUUUGGGAUGGGGUUUAGUGGGAUUUGCUCCCAGGCUGGACUUGAUGAUCGUGGAGGUCUUUUCCAGCCUGAAUGAUUCCAUGAUUCUGAGUUUCCUACCUGCACACUGAGGUCCCAGCUAUGGAAUUCCAGCAGGCAGAACCAAGCUCCUGCAAAAUCCUCGAGAAGCACCAGGAGGUUGUGAGGGAUCCUGGAGCUGCCAAGUGCCCUUGGACCGGUGGGAUCUGCCCAGGGAGCCUGGCUGGGGUGGCUGACCGUGGGACAGAGAGGCUUGAUGGAAAACCUCAAGGGAAUUGCUCUGUCUGGAUGCUUUAAUUUAAUUUGGAAAAGGAGAAACCCAUUCCUCACUCUGGGCAGAUCUCCUUGGGUAGUGCUGGUUUUAAUUGGCAGGAGAACAUCCCAGGAACGUUUCUCCUUGUGAAAAGGGGGAAAUGGGAGUUUCCUGCAGGAUUUCAUUGCUGUGCCUUGUUCCAGGGGGAGGAGGGGAUGAGGAUUGAAGUAUCUGUGUGCUUCCUUUCCAAUGAAAAUAAA